UGAUGGUCUCUCGGCUUGACUGAGUGCUGAGCGUACCUUGAUGAGGCGAUUGGGAAAGACGACACCGCUUGGGGUCUUGAUGGGGGAGUCCAGUCGUGCAGACAUGACGAGGGAGAGUAAUUUGCUUUAUUUACGGGUAUCUCGAUGAAAUGAAGUGAGCUUGAUGAAGAGAAAUGUUGUGGUGUUGGAGAGAGCAACGUCGUACCACCGAUAUAAAUAUCACCCUACAUCACGUUUCGGUCCAGGGCUUGUCCGGCACGCGCUCAAGCACCGCCCUUUUCACGCGUGGUCAUGCCUUUUCGUGUCCGCUCCAUUUCCUAUCUGGGCCGCUGCUUACAUAUUCCAUCCUGCAAGGCUUGCCAGAACAUUGACUUGCCUAACGAGUUCCGUGGGGUCUGGUCCGCCCGUCUGUUGGCUGAGUCGGCUGGCCAUAGAGGUGCUGUGCCGCGGUGGUCGUGCGUUGAUUGUCUGCGGAACUCCACCAUCACGUAAGCCACGUCGACGAAGGCCUUCCUAGACAGGUAACCAGCCCCUACAUUUGCGCCCUUGUCGCUAUCUCUUGCGGAGUGCGGAAUACAAAUGAGUCAAAAUUAGGAGACCGGCAAUCUCUGAAAGUUUGACGACGCA
This is a messenger RNA of Trematosphaeria pertusa, 627 nucleotides long. RefSeq lists its product as uncharacterized. Bases 164 to 517 code for a protein of 117 amino acids. NCBI's taxonomy places the organism in Eukaryota, Fungi, Ascomycota, Dothideomycetes, Pleosporales, Trematosphaeriaceae. The transcript has a single exon. The record is from RefSeq and is a predicted model, not a curated record.